Malaclemys terrapin pileata is the source of this 2035-nucleotide messenger RNA. RefSeq names its product serum/glucocorticoid regulated kinase 1 (gene SGK1). The record is from RefSeq and is a predicted model, not a curated record. The transcript is spliced from 12 exons. NCBI's taxonomy places the organism in Eukaryota, Metazoa, Chordata, Testudines, Emydidae. Bases 117 to 1412 code for a protein of 431 amino acids. Gene Ontology annotation, biological process: protein phosphorylation. Gene Ontology annotation, molecular function: ATP binding; protein serine/threonine kinase activity.
GCCGGGCAGCAGCACUGUAUUCAUCACUGGCUGCAGAUAGAGCAGCCCACACUCUCCUGGACUAACUCAUUCAUCAGCUUGGAUUAUUCUUCACUGACCCACAUUUUAGCUCCGCAAUGACAGUCCGAGCCGAAGCUUCCGGACCCACAUUAACGUAUUCAAAGAUGAGGGGAGUUGUUGCAAUACUCAUCGCUUUCAUGAAACAGAGACGAAUGGGGCUAAAUGACUUCAUUCAGAAAAUAGCCACCAACUCCUACCCGUGCAAACACCCUGAAGUUCAGUCUAUUUUGAAGAUCUCCCAGCCUGAAGAGCCUGAACUUAUGAAUGCUAAUCCUUCCCCUCCACCCAGCCCAUCACAGCAGAUCAAUCUUGGUCCAUCAUCCAACCCACAUGCCACACCAUCAGACUUUCAUUUCUUAAAGGUUAUCGGAAAAGGAAGUUUUGGAAAGGUUCUCCUUGCAAGGCAUAAGGCAGAAGAAGAAUUCUAUGCUGUUAAAGUACUGCAGAAGAAAGCAAUCCUGAAAAAGAAGGAGGAGAAACACAUAAUGUCAGAGCGCAAUGUCCUGCUGAAAAAUGUGAAACACCCUUUCCUGGUUGGGCUCCACUUUUCUUUCCAGACUGCAGACAAAUUGUACUUUGUCCUUGACUACAUCAAUGGUGGAGAGUUAUUCUACCAUCUCCAGAGGGAACGUUGCUUCCUGGAGCCAAGAGCACGGUUUUAUGCUGCUGAAAUAGCCAGUGCACUGGGUUACUUGCACUCUCUGAACAUAGUUUAUCGGGACUUGAAGCCAGAGAAUAUCUUGCUAGAUUCUCAGGGGCAUAUUAUCUUGACUGACUUUGGACUCUGCAAAGAGAACAUAGAACACAAUGGCACUACCUCCACAUUUUGUGGCACACCUGAGUACCUUGCUCCUGAAGUUCUUCAUAAGCAGCCCUACGACAGGACUGUUGACUGGUGGUGCCUUGGAGCAGUUUUGUAUGAAAUGCUUUAUGGACUGCCCCCCUUCUACAGCAGGAACACAGCAGAAAUGUAUGACAAUAUUUUGAACAAACCCCUGCAAUUGAAACCAAAUAUUACCAAUUCUGCUAGACACCUUCUGGAAGGCCUGUUACAAAAGGAUAGGACAAAGAGAGUUGGUGCUAAGGAGGACUUUAUGGAGAUUAAGAAUCACAUCUUCUUCUCCCCAAUUAACUGGGAUGAUCUCAUUAAUAAGAAGAUUACACCUCCUUUUAACCCAAAUGUGAGUGGUCCGAGUGAUCUGCGACACUUUGACCCCGAGUUUACAGAUGAGCCAGUCCCCAACUCCAUUGGCCAAUCUUCAGACAGUAUCCUCAUUACUGCUAGCGUCCAGGAAGCUGCUGAAGCGUUUCUGGGCUUUUCGUAUGCCCCACCCAUGGAUUCUUUCCUGUGAACAUUUGUUUUCCUUUCUUCUUGGUUUUUAAUUAUCAUAUUGGCCUUCUGGCUGAGCUGCCAGUUGACCAGUCAUCUUGAAACAGAAUUUGCACAUCUCCACCAUGGCAGCUUUGUAGCCUUAAUUUCAACUACACUGUUUGCUGGAUGCUUUUUUUUUUUUUUUUUUUUGAUCAGCACAUAACUCCUCUAAACAAGCUUACAAGCAUUUUGAUUUGUUCUUCCCCCAAAGUGGUGCUAUCUCCUUGGGAAAGAACAUUAGAAGUGACUGUUGCCAUAGCCUGCUAUGGUAGAUUGUAGGAAUAAUAACCUGCUGUUUGGAAAUAAUGUUCUGAAAAGCCUUGCCUGAAGACCUGGAUGUGACGAGGAUUUUAUGAAACGUGCCUUUUUUUCUGAUGAGAUCGAGUUAAGCUCCAAACUUUUCCUGUUGCAAAGAGUGUUUCUCAGUUCAGUUAUGUGGGUUUACUAUGUGAACAAAUGGUAUGAGUGUGAUAUGCAUACUACAGAGGGACUUAGUUUAAAGCAUCAAUGUAACACUUGCAGGACACUACAAUGUGGGGCAUUGUUUGUUUCUUCCAUAUUUGGAAGAUAAAUUAAGUGUAGAGUUUGAUUUUGUUUUGUAAA